Messenger RNA from Erinaceus europaeus (western European hedgehog), 3938 nucleotides. It is a transcript of the gene HDAC6, whose product is annotated as histone deacetylase 6. Gene Ontology annotation, biological process: chromatin organization. The transcript has 29 exons. The record is from RefSeq and is a predicted model, not a curated record. Gene Ontology annotation, cellular component: histone deacetylase complex. Lineage: Eukaryota; Metazoa; Chordata; Mammalia; Eulipotyphla; Erinaceidae. Gene Ontology annotation, molecular function: histone deacetylase activity; zinc ion binding. The coding region runs from base 184 to 3567 and encodes 1127 amino acids.
GCUGGGCCGAGACGGAGCUAAAAGAGAUGGGGCCUGAGGGAAGGACCAGAGCGGUCUCUUGACGAGUUUGUGGGGGCCCCCUCAGGGGCGGGGCCUGGCAGAAGGGGCCGGACGGGCCGACCCUCGCGAGGAUGGGGCUAAGCGGCUCCUCGGGUCUGCGCCAGGGGUGAAGGCUCCCCGACCAUGACCUCCACAGGCCACGAGUCUUCUACAACCAGGCACCGAAGGAGUAGGCACAACCCCCACUCCCCCCCCCACGACACCAGCGCCACCUCGAAGCGGGGGACUAAGAAAGGGGCCACGCACCAUUCCAGCCCCAGCCUAUUGGAUAUCAAGAAGAAAGGCAGGAUGAAGAAGUUCAUCCAACCCGCGGAGCAUGAUCUAAUCCUGGGGUUACAAGGCUUGGAUCUGAAUCUUGAGGACAAGGUACUCUCUGGCACUGGCUUGGUGUUUGAUGAGCAGCUCAAUGAAUUCCACUGCCUCUGGGAUGACAGCUUCCCCGAAUGUCCCGAGAGGCUCCAUGCCAUCAAGGACCAGCUGAAGCAGGAAGGCCUCCUGGAACGCUGUGUGCCCUUUCAGGCCCGCUUUGCUGAAAAGGAAGAGCUGAUGUUGGUUCACAGCCUAGAAUACAUCGAUCUGAUGGAGACGACCCAAUACAUGAAUGAAAGGGAACUCAGAAUCCUGGCAGAAACCUAUGACUCAGUUUAUCUGCAUCCGAACUCAUACAACUGCGCCUGCCUGGCUUCAGGCUCCGUUCUCAGGCUCGUAGAUGCCAUGCUAGGAGGCGAGAUCCGGAAUGCCAUGGCUGUCAUCAGGCCUCCUGGACACCAUGCCCAGCACAGUCUUAUGGAUGGAUACUGCAUGUUUAACCAUGUGGCCAUAGCUGCCCGUUAUGCUCAGCAGAAGCAUGGAAUUCAAAGGAUCCUUAUUGUGGACUGGGAUGUACACCACGGUCAAGGAACACAGUUCACCUUCGACCAGGACCCCAGUGUUCUUUAUUUCUCGAUCCACCGCUAUGAACAGGGUCGUUUCUGGCCCCACCUUAAAGCCUCUAACUGGUGCACCACUGGUUUUGGUCAAGGGCAGGGCUACACCAUCAACGUGCCUUGGAACCAGGUGGGGAUGCGAGACGCCGACUACAUUGCUGCCUUCCUGCACCUGCUGCUGCCAGUUGCCUUUGAGUUCCAGCCCCAGUUAGUCCUAGUGGCCGCUGGAUUCGACGCCCUUCAAGGGGACCCCAAGGGAGAGAUGGCUGCCACCCCAGCAGGGUUUGCACACCUGACCCACCUGCUCACUGGUCUGGCAGGAGGCAGACUGAUCCUGUCUCUGGAGGGUGGCUACAACCUCCGUUCCCUGGCUGAAGGUGUCAGUGCCUCCCUCCACAUCCUUCUGGGAGACCCAUGCCCCAUGCUGGAGUCCCCUGUUGCACCUUGCGUGAGUGCCCAGGCAUCGGUCUCCUGUGCUCUAGAAGCCCUAGAGCCAUUUUGGGAGAUUCUUGUGAGAUCAGCUGAUUCCCGGGAGCCGUACAACAUGGAAGAGCACAAAAUGGAGGCGGCAGAAGAAGCUUGGCAGCCCCCUGAUUUCCCAAUCCUGACGUGGCCCGUGCUGCACGAUCGUACAGGGCUCAUCUACGAUCAGCGGAUGAUGGAUCACUACAACCUGUGGGACAACCACCACCCAGAGACACCACAGCGCAUCUUGCGUAUCAUACGCCGCCUGGAGGAACUGGGCCUUGCAGAGCGCUGCCUGGCCCUGCCAGCGCGCCCCGCCACUGAAGGAGAGCUGCUUGCCUGCCACAGUUCUGAGUAUAUCAGCCGCCUGCGCGCCACAGAGAGGCUGAAGACCCGGGAGCUGCACCGUGAGAGCGCCAACUUUGACUCCAUCUACAUCUGCCCCAGCACCUACCCCUGCGCGGAGCUGGCAGCCGGCUCUGUGUGCCAGCUGGUGGAGUCGGUGCUCUCUGGGGAGGUUUUGAAUGGGGUUGCCUUGGUGCGCCCCCCAGGGCACCAUGCAGAGCCAGAGGCCGCUUGUGGUUUCUGUUUUUUCAACUCUGUAGCCGUGGCUGCUCGUCAUGCCCAGGCCAUCAGUGGGCAGUCGCUGCGGAUCCUGAUCGUGGACUGGGACGUCCAUCAUGGUAACGGCACACAACACAUGUUUGAGGAAGACUCCAGCGUGCUGUACGUCUCCCUGCACCGUUACGAUCAUGGAACUUUCUUCCCCAUGGGGGGUGAAGGUGCCAGCUGCCAAGUAGGACGGGGUGCUGGCAGAGGCUUCAAUAUGAACAUCGCCUGGAAUGGGCCCCGCAUGGGUGAUGCCGAAUACCUGGCUGCCUGGCAUCGCCUCCUGCUUCCUGUUGCCUACGAGUUUAACCCGGAGCUGGUGCUGAUCUCUGCCGGUUUUGAUGCUGCACGGGGGGACCCGCUGGGGGGCUGCCAGUUGUCACCAGAGGGCUAUGCCCAUCUCACCCACCUGCUGAUGGGCCUGGCCAAUGGCCGCAUUAUCCUCGUCCUAGAGGGUGGUUAUAAUCUGACAUCCAUCUCAGAGUCCAUGGCUGCCUGCACCCGCACCCUCUUAGGGGACCCACCACCCCUGCUGACCCUGACACGGGCUCCACUUGGAACGGCCCUGGCCUCCAUCACCGAGACCAUCCAAGUCCAUCGCAGAUACUGGCGCAGCUUGCGCAUCAUGAAAGUUGAUGACAAAGAGGCACUCUUCAGUUACAAGCCAGUCAGCAAAAAAGCACACCCACCAGCCACCCUCAGGCAUGCUGAGUAUAUGGCCACACCAAGAAGGAGUCUUCUAGAAGCGGUCAAGAGAAAGGCCACUCUAACAGCAGCUACCAAACACUCCACUCAUGAUCAGACUAAGUCAAGGGUAGCUGUGGGGGGACUUCCUCGGCGCCAGCCCUCCGAGACAGCCACAGGAGGAGCCAAGCUGGACCAAACCACCACAGAGGGAGCCACACUGGACCAGGCCCCUGUAGCCUCAAGUUCUGACAACCAGACACCCUCAGCAUCAUCCAUGCAAGGCACCCCAUCCCAGGUGUCCUCUAGUAAGCUGACUGGGAAGCUGAGUAUCUUGGACCUAAGCAAAGACACGCAGGAGGAACCAGACUCUCAGACCCCAGAAGAGGAGAAGCCACUUGAAGGAGCAGCUGGAGGUCACGAUGUGAGUGAGUCACUGCUGAUGCAGGACUUCGGCAGCUAUGCUGACAGUGAGCAGGCCAUGUUUUAUGCUGUGACACCGCUGUCUUGGUGUCCCCACCUGGACGCAGUAUGCCCAGUACCUGAGGCAGGCUUGGAUGUGACUCGUGCUUGUCGAGCUUGUGAAACACACCAGGAGAACUGGGUGUGUCUGUCUUGCUAUAAGGUCUACUGCGGUCGUUAUGUGAACGCCCAUAUGCUCCAGCACUACAGAGACUCUGAACACCCACUGGUCCUCAGUUAUGUUGACCUGUCUGUCUGGUGUUACUGCUGCCAGGCCUAUGUCCACAACCAGGCUUUCCUAGAGGCGAAGAACAAAGCCCACCAGAACAAGUUUGGUGAAGAGAUGCCCCACUCUCAUUAAAUCCCAGAACACAUUCCUCAUCACCUUCUGAAGACCAAGUUAGAACAACCUUAGUUAAUUUCAACCUGCCCCAGGGAGGAGGAGCAGCCUCACUCCCACCUCCCAAAAACUCCCCCAAAGUUACAACUCCCCAAGGCUGCUGAGUUAAGUAUAAAUGUUCAUAAGAAGACUAUGAAAAUCAGUUGUAGAUCGCCUCCUGCCCAUUGCCUACUCCAGGGACUCUUUAACACUUUGCUCCGAAAGGAAAGCAGCAGCUGGGUGGUCCCCCGAGGGACCCACUAACACUAAAAUGAUCACCUUGGACGGAGGAGAAUCAACUGGCAGAUACGGUUGCAUUGCGCAUAAGUAAUAAAAUACAAGCUGUUACUGAA